This is a messenger RNA of Saprolegnia parasitica CBS 223.65, 1149 nucleotides long. RefSeq lists its product as hypothetical. Bases 1 to 1149 code for a protein of 382 amino acids. Gene Ontology annotation, biological process: RNA processing. The transcript has 12 exons. The record is from RefSeq and is a predicted model, not a curated record. Gene Ontology annotation, molecular function: RNA nuclease activity; protein binding; RNA binding. NCBI's taxonomy places the organism in Eukaryota, Oomycota, Saprolegniomycetes, Saprolegniales, Saprolegniaceae.
AUGGACAAAGAGUUCUUUCUCUGGUGCGCCGUGUACGACAACAACGCGACGGAAGUCGCCCGCCUCGUGUGUACCGGCGUCAACCCCAACUACUGCGAGAACGAGUUGAACGUGACACCCGUGCAUUAUGCGACGAGUGCACGGAACCUCCCGAUGGUUUCACAGCUUCUCGUGGCGCUGGUCGACGUGGACAUCCCCGACCACACUGGCGCGACGCCGCUGCACACGGCCGCGACGGCAGGUCAUGUCGGCCUCGUCCAAGCUCUACUCGGUGCCAAUGCGUCGGUGGAUCGCCAAGCCAACGACGGCACGACACCGUGGGAACGGGCCCGCGCCGGCGGUCACACCGAGGUUGCCCAGCUGCUCUUUGACCGUCUUUUGCGGAUGGCCGUCAAUGCUGGGAACCUCAACUACGCAAAGCAGCUGCUGGAUGCAGAGUCCCACGAGGCGGGUCGGCUGCCGCUGCACUAUGCCGUACAACGCAAAGACCCGGCUCUUCUCCACCUCUUGCUCAGCGACCCGAGCUUGGACAAGAACGCACUUGACGCAGACGGCUACUCGGCGUUGGCGCGGACGGCGGCCGCCAGCGAAGACGGGUGUGCGUGGAAGCUUCUUCGCGCAGGGCUUGUCAUUCGUUCUGCAGACAUGACCGCUGCGUCCCCGCUGCAUCUCGCCGCGGCGCUCGGCCACACGAGCAUUCUGGGAAUGCUUCUCGCCAACCCGACAACCAACCUCGAUGCGUUCGACAAGAACCACUGCACGGCCCUCGUCCUUGCCGUGGCGAGCAACCAUGUGGCUGCCGUCGAAAUGCUGCUCGUCGCGGGCGCCGACACGUCAAUUCCGUUCCCGAACGGGGCGACGAUCCUCGCCGGCGCCGUGCGACUCGGGCACCAUGCGCUUGCCCAGACCCUGCACGACCGCAUCUACAACCGUGUCGCUUCGAUCACGGCGCAAGACUUGAAGUUCGUCGCGAACGGAGGGAUUGGGGCGGGUGGCCAAGGCGUUGUUGUCAAAGCCGUGUACAACGAGGACCUCGUGGCCGUCAAGAAAUUGGCCCCCGGCGCGCGGCGUGAUGCUAUUUUGAGUCUUCGCUACGAGAUUGCCGUGACGCGCAUGUCCGUGAUCGUCCUCUCGCAAGACAUUUCUUGA